Pocillopora verrucosa is the source of this 3129-nucleotide messenger RNA. Its product is annotated as nucleolar protein 14. Gene Ontology annotation, cellular component: small-subunit processome; Noc4p-Nop14p complex; nucleolus. The record is from RefSeq and is a predicted model, not a curated record. Gene Ontology annotation, biological process: maturation of SSU-rRNA. NCBI's taxonomy places the organism in Eukaryota, Metazoa, Cnidaria, Anthozoa, Scleractinia, Pocilloporidae.
AUGGCCACUAUUCGGUUCUACACGUGUAAACAAGCUUGAAAAGUUUCUCUGCUAAUCAGUGCUACAUAAACCCUCAGAGUUCCAUAUAAGUUACUGGAAUACACCAUGGUGAAAUCGAAGAAAGCAGCUUUAAAGUUAGCGAGAACAUCGGGUCACAAAAAAACAAAAGAAGUCACAAACAAUCCUUUUGAAAUACAUACAAAUAGACGAAAACAUGAUAUCUUGGGAAGGAAGUUUAAACAUGAUAAGGGCUUACCCGGGAUUUCAAGGUCAAAAGCUAUAAAGAAGAGGCAAAAGACACUCCUGGUGGAGCACAAGCAAAAAAAUAAGGCAAACAUGUUUAUUGAUCGCCGGUUUGGUGAAUAUGAUGAAAAAAUGUCACUGGAAGAGAAGAUGUUGAAAAGAUUUACAAUGGAAAAAAAGCAUCACCAUGAUCGGCAUGGAAAGUACAGAUUGGAGGACGAAGAGCUGACUCACUUAGGACAAUCACUUGGUGAUAUUGACAAGUUUGAAGAUGUGCAGCUGAGUGAUGAUGAUGAUGAUGAUAUGGACAAGUCUGCAGAAGCUGAUCAUGUUAGAGAGUUGCAUUUUGGUGGUUUUCUCACAAAGAAAAGAGCAGAUGAUGAGCAGACUUCAGGAAAACACAAGAGCAAGAAAGAGAUCAUGGAGGAAGUGGUUGCCAAAGCAAAGAUCAAAAAGCAUGAGCGGCAAAUGGCCAAAGAAGAGACAAUCACCUUAACAGACAAGCUGGAUCAGGAUUGGAGGAACGUCAAGAAUCUAAUUUCACUAAAGAGGCCACACACUGAAGAGGUUGUUUCCAAAGUAGAUGAUUACGACAUUGCUGUCAAACAGUUGGCUUUUGAAAUUAAAGGGAAAGCCACUGACAGACUGAAGUCAGAACAUGAGAUUGCCAAAGAAGAACAGGAACGAUUGGAAAAAUUAGAGCUUGAGCGUCAACGUAGAAUGAGAGGUUUACCUGCUGUGGCUGAGAAACCAAAGCAUAUAUCAGCUGAUGACCUUGGUGACAGUUUCACACCUGCUGUAGAUGAAAGAUUCAUGCUUAGUUACCAAGAUGGAUCAGUGCAUGAUAUGGAAGAUGAAGAAGAUGAGGAUCAGAUAAGAAGAGAAGCUGAAAACAGUGAUGAAGAAUCUGAGGUAGAUGGGAAGGAAGAGGAAGAAGAGGAAGGGGACAAUUCUGCUGCUGGCGAUGAUAAUGAUGAUAAUGAUGAUGAGGAGGAGGAUCAAGAUAGUGAAAGCUGUGAAGAUGACAAUGGUUCUGACCUUGAAUCAGAUGUUAGCAAUGAUGGUGUGGAAGAUGAGGCUGACUCUGAAAUUGAAAUACCAGGAAAUCAACAGCAACAAAAAAACAAUGUGCAAAUAGAAAAGACUGAGGCAGAGGUUGUUGAGCCAACAAAAGAAGAACUACCUUUUACUUUUAAAGCACCAAAAUCUCUUCAAGAAUUUAAGGAACUUAUCAAGGGCUGGUCAUAUAAGCAACAGUUAACAAUCAUUGACAGAAUCAAGGCAUGCCAUAAUCCCAAGAUUACCCCUGCAAAUAAACCAAAGAUGGAGGUUUUGUUCACCAUUUUGUUGGAUUAUGUCGGUGAACUCUCCCAGAUGGGUCCUGAAGGAAUCAAGAUGAUUGAUGAGCUGUCAAGACAUCUCUUUGAUGUAUCCCAGUACUCUCCGGUACACUCCGCCAGGUGCAUGCAACAGAUUGUAGAGGAUAUACACAAGAAAUUCACCCAGAAUUGCGAAAGACAAGGUGGAAAAGGAAUGUUCCUGGGUCUUACUGAGUUGCUUUAUCUUCGCAUCGUAUCGAUGUUGUUUUCGACGUCAGACUUCAGACACGCUGUUUGUACACCAGCUAUGGUUCUUCUCUCCCAGGUUCUUGGCCAGAGUCCUGUACGGUGCAUAAGAGAUGUACUUAGGGGUCUUUUUGUCUGCGAUUUGUUUUACGAGUUCGUAUCUCUCUCCAAACGAUUCGUACCUGAGGUUGUCAACUUCCUCUGUGGAAUUCUCUUUAUGGCUUCGAAGAAAGAAGUCCAUACCCCUCAGCUUGUUCUCCCGUUUAAACACAGCAGCAAAUGGCGCGACCUUCUCAAACUUCAGUCAGAUUCAAGUUCUUUGACCGUCAAGCCCUUACCGCUGACGACUCUGGAAGAAAGCACGGCAGAUGUACAGACGACAGAUGAAACAAGGGUUAACUCAGUCAACCAUUGCUUGUCCAUUUUGCAAAAAUUUGUUGAUUUGUACCAGGACUUACCCGCAAGUUUUGAGAUAUUUGCUCCUGUGAAAGAACAUUUACAAAGAAUACCUUCAGAUCUUUAUCCUGCUUCUGUUCAGGAAAUUUACCGCAACCUUCAAACGAGAACAAAUGAACUCUUCACCAAGAGCCUGAAUCGUAACCAUCUCACGUUACAAGCGCGUAAACCGGAACCUAUCAAGACAUACGAACCAAAGUUUGAGGAGCAUUACGAGGUUCGAUCAAGGAGAGGUACCGGGAACAAAGCAACGAACGAAAAGCAGAAGCUACGAUACAAAUACAAGAGAGAAUUUAAGGGCGCUAUAAGAGAAAUAAGAAAGGAUAACCAGUUCCUAGCGAAACAAAAGCUGAAAGAACAGUUAGAGAGGGACACAGAACGUUUGCAUAAAGUCAAGCAAAUUGAACACAUGUUGUCCAACCAGCAAGCGGAAACCAACGCCAUGAACCGGAAGAAGAGAAAACGGGGAAAGUAAUAAGAGAAUAAACGUGAACCGAACUGGCUGGUCACGUGUUCUCGUGGCGUCUCACUCGGCGAUGGACUCUCCGUGAACCUCCGAUACGAAAUUAACUUGAUGACGAUUUGUCUUCUUCAGUCGCCGUGAUUUUUCUUCUCUGUCUUGGAUCAUUCAGCAGCCUUAUUGACCACAACCGAAAAGCUACAGACAGUUUGAACAACCAUUGGGUUCCAUUUAAAACGAUGGGUUUUUUUUUAUUCAUCCAUGCAGUAUUUAGAUUCGAGCAUAGACUUUGGGCAACUCAACAGUCGCCUCCAACAGGAAUCGAUCGAUGGUCCCAUUAGGCAGUGAGCUAAAAAGUUAUGAAAUAAAAUUAUUCUGAACAGUUUCAGAGAUCAUUCUGAUCAA